Salarias fasciatus (jewelled blenny) is the source of this 2676-nucleotide messenger RNA. It is a transcript of the gene ccdc40, whose product is annotated as coiled-coil domain 40 molecular ruler complex subunit. The record is from RefSeq and is a predicted model, not a curated record. Lineage: Eukaryota; Metazoa; Chordata; Actinopteri; Blenniiformes; Blenniidae. Gene Ontology annotation, cellular component: cytoplasm; cilium. Gene Ontology annotation, biological process: epithelial cilium movement involved in determination of left/right asymmetry; heart looping; axoneme assembly. The annotation marks the transcript as partial. The transcript has 16 exons.
AUGGAGCAUCAGGAGUCAGAGGAGGAGGAGGAGGAGGAGGAAGAGGAGGAGGAGGAAGAAGAGGAGGACUUGUUUGUUCUGGACCCUGAACAUCCUCUGGUCAGGAAGCGACAAGCUGCCUUCAACAGAAUCCUCCUGGCCCGGAGAGAGGCGCUGGAUCUGGCCCUGAAGGAAAAGCUGGAGCUGAGGAAGGCCGUCCAGAGCAGCACGGAGGAAACCUCCUGCCAGAUGUUCAGCAAGCAGGAGCAGCUGGCCCGGCAGAGACGCAGGCUGGCGGAGCAGCAGGAGGCCAAGAACCGGGCCCAGGCCCGGCACCAGCAGGCCCGGGAGCAGCUGGAGGAGACCAGCGGCCAGUAUGACCAGACCAGCAGAGAGCACGGCGAGGCCCAGGCCGGCGUUUCUCACUUACAGGCGGACCUGGACCGCCUCGCCCAGCGGCUCCUCUCCACACAGGAGGUCAGCGAGGACCUGAGCUCCAAGCUCAAGACUCUGCACAACGUGGCGAGCAAGGCGGCGAGCCGGAGGACGCAGGCGGAGGAGCAGAAGCUGAAGCAGGACUUCUACGUGGAGCGUCUGACGGUGGAGCUGGAGCGGCUGAAGGAGCAGAGCAGCAUGUACGACGCCCACAUCAGUGCCCUGCCCGAGGAAACGCAGGCCGCCAAGGCGGCUCUGUCCGAGGCUGACCUGGACCUGGAGGCGCUGCUGCUGGCCAGGAAGCAGCUGGCUCAGCAGUGGAACAGCCACCUGCUGGCCAUGAGGAGGCAGGACGACGCCCUGGGCGCCAUGCAGGAGGCGGUUCGUGACGUCCAGCAUCAGCUGGUUCUGGUGCAGAGGGAGACGGAGGGCUACAGGAAGUCCACCGCCGAGGAGGAGGAGCGGAACGAGGCGCUGACGCUGCAGCUGCGCUGGGCUGAGGCGGACGGCGAGGCGUCCAGGAAGCUGCUGGCUCAGAGGCAGGCCCAGAGGGACGCCGUGCGGGCGCACUACACCGCCUGCCUCUGCACGCUGGAGGAGACCCAGCGCGUCCAGGACGCCCUGGCCAAGGAAAGCGGGAGCCUCCGGGCUGAGCUGAGCGAGCGGCGGCGGCAGGCGGAGAAGAGCGAGCGCGUCCGUCUGGAGCUGGAGGACGCCGUCAUGACGCACCUGCAGCAGCAGCUCGGCCACGCCAACGCCGCCAAGUACUCCCAGCGGCUGGCCGGCAGGAUGGUCGCGCUACGCAACGAGAAGCGGCGGCAGCUGUUCCAGAAGGAGAACGAGGUGCUGGCGGUGAGGCUGAGCAUCCAGCAGGCGGAGCAGCAGGUGUCGGGCCUGAGCUUCACCCAGGAGGCUCUGGAGGAGCAGAUCAGCAAGCAGAACGCCGCGCUGAGCCGCCACCAGAGCAAGACGUCCUCGCUCGUCACCCUCAUCGAGCAGAAGCAGGCGGCCAUCGCCAGCCUCCACAAGAAGAUCGGCCGGAUCGUGGCCAGCACGGCGCAAGAAGACCUGAGCCCCAUGCACAUCCGGAUCCACGCCAUCGCGGCUCAGAGCGACGAGCUGGCGGCGAGAAUCCAGACGUCCAAGCAGCUGUGGAUGAAGCAGCAGGACGCGCUGGUGGGGCUGAACCAGGACCUGGAGGCCCGCGGCAGGGAGGUCCGCCGGCUGCAGACCGAGACCACCGCCAUGCGGCAGAGGGAGAUCUGGCUGGACAGCCAGAUCGAGUCGGAGCAGCAGGAGGUGGCGGCGGUGGAGGCGAAGUCCGGCGUCCUGCACAGAGACCGGGCGAAGCUGUGCUCCCUGCUGAGCCAGAACGAGCGGCUGGGCCGGGCGCUGCAGCAGGAGAACGCCCUGAUGGAGACGCACUUCAUCCACAGGCUCAAGGAGGCGGAGCGGGAGUCCAUCCAGCUGCAGGCCCGACACGACAGGAUGCAGGAGGACAAGGAGCUGCUGCUCAGCAGCCUGCUGGAGGCGGAGCAGCAGGUGAUGCUGUGGGAGAAGAAGACGCAGCUGGUGAAGGAGACUCAUGCUGCUGUGGACGCAGACGCAGGGAAGGAGGACAUCCAGACCAUGAGGGCUGAAAUCCACCGCAUGGAGGUGCGCCUGGGCCGCCUGGUGAAGCGGCGGGAGCAGCUGCUGCGGGACAGCGAGGCCUCGGUGGAGCGCUGGGGCAGCAUGGUGCAGCGCCGGGCCCUCCAUCCCGGAGCCCCGCACAGGAAGCAGCGGACGAAGGGAGCGCUGAGCCUCGGCGUGCACGGCGUGCACGGACUGCAGCGCCAGAUCCACGACACACACAGGCUGGUGGCAGACUGCGUGCAGCGGGUCAGAGAGCUGCAGCAGAGCCGGGAGGAAGUGAGCAGCAGGCUGGAGCAGCAGAGGCGGCGGGCGGCGGAGCUGCGAGAGGCCAACGACACGCUGGACUCCAACCUGACCAGUCUGCAGGAGAGCAGGGACACGAACCAGGCCCUCCUGCCGCUCCUGCAGAGCCGGGUCAAGAGGCUGCAGGCGGUGCAUUCUGGGAGCUACCGGGCCUCCUCCACCGGCCCGGCGGGCGAAGCCGCCCGGCAGAAGCUGCUGGAGCGUCUACACGGCCUCAGCAGCAUCCUGCACCGCGUCUGCGAGGAGUUCCCCCAAUACCAGGGGGCGCUGCGCCGCCCGGUCCGGGCUCUAGCUGCUCACUUCCAGCUGCAGGAGGAGGAGGAG